AUGUCCACACCCGUCGGCAUUGAUAAAACAGAUAUACAAAAAUUGUUGCUAGAACUGCUUGACGACGAUGCACAAACGGUUCAUCCACAAAAUACUACAACAAUUAAAACACCAAUGACUGUCUCUCAUAUAUACAAUAAUCAUCAGCGUAAAUGUAAAUAUCGAUCACGAACACCGAAAACUAAUCAUAAUGCAACAAAAUUAAGUCCAAUCAACUUUUAUUCCGUUCUUUAUUCACCAUACAAUAGUAAACGUGCAAAGAGUGCUGAUACUAGUCUGCAUUAUCCAUCGAAAACAGCAAAUCUCUUCAAUAACUAUCAACGAUUAACAAAAUACAAAAUUAAUUUACAACAGGAUAUAACAUAUCAAUAUUCAAGAAAAUUAAAUACUAAAAAUUCUAUAACCAGUCAAAAAUUGAGAAAAUUCAACAACAAUGAUGUUAAUGAUUGUAUGUAUCGAGAAAAUACAACAAUUGGACGUAAGAAGAAAAAAGGCACACUAUCAACAACUAUAUUGAUAAUCGAUCCAACUAUCAGAGUUCAGAAACGAAAUGUUUUGCCAACUAGAAGUGGGCGAGAACAACACGUCAACAAAUUUCUCUUAUAG
Molecule: messenger RNA, 606 nt
Organism: Didymodactylos carnosus
Lineage: Eukaryota; Metazoa; Rotifera; Eurotatoria; Philodinida; Philodinidae
Source: the annotation of a GenBank genome assembly